Molecule: messenger RNA, 2583 nt
Organism: Ricinus communis (castor bean)
Lineage: Eukaryota; Viridiplantae; Streptophyta; Magnoliopsida; Malpighiales; Euphorbiaceae
Product: transcription factor bHLH77
Exons: 8
Coding region: 531-2168 (545 amino acids)
Biological process (GO): regulation of DNA-templated transcription
Cellular component (GO): nucleus
Molecular function (GO): protein dimerization activity; DNA-binding transcription factor activity
Source: RefSeq, a predicted model, not a curated record
GCCACUUUCUCCUCCAAAUUUUCUUUAAUUUAUAGUCUCUUCCUUUUCGUUUGCUUUUUUCUACCUCGAAGCUCACACGAACACACCAUCUUUAGUAUUCUUUUUCUUCUUCUUCUUCUUCUUCUUCACCUUCUCUUUCACCUCUUUUCUUUUUGUUCACUACUUUUCCUUUAUUACCCAAUUGAGUGACAUACAAGAACUCCAUUACCAUCAUCAUUACAUAAACUUUAGCUGUCUCUCUUAUCUCUUUGGUUUUCACCUUUGCUUCCUUUUAUGUCCUAAACAACAAGACACCCACCACUCAAAAAGAGAGAUUUUUUUUUUUAACAAUUUUUCCUUUUGUUUUUCCCCAUCCAAGAAAAUUGCCACUACAAGUUUCUUUCUUUCUUUCUUUUGUUUCUUGAUUCUUGAUUGUUGGUUUUGACUUCAGUUUUCCAUCUGGGUCCCCAACUUUUGUUAGAUUAAUUCACUCAAAAGAAAAAUUUCUUUCUUUCUUUCUUUACCUUUCUUUCUUUGUUGUUAAUUUCUCAAUGGAAAAAGAAAAGCUCUUUAUGAGUGAAGGAGUCAACAGCAGAGAAGUACCCAUUUGGAAUUCUUGCAAUUUUGGGAUGGAAAUAUCAUCAUCAAAUGAGCUGAAUUCAGAUCAAAUUCCCAAUUCUUUUUUCAAUUCCAAUUGGGAAAACUCGAUGGAUCAGAGCGAUCCCUUUGAGUCUGCUUUGAGCUCAAUUGUCUCAUCUCCCAAUGCAAAUGCCGUUCCUAAUAGUAAUGGUGACCCUGUUAUGAUCAGAGAACUCAUUGGAAGAUUGGGAAACAUUUGCAACUCUAGAGACAUUUCUCCACAGUCUUAUAUUAACACUAACAACAAUAAUAGUACUAAUACUUCAUGUUAUACUACUCCUCUGAAUUCCCCUCCAAAGCUUAACAUUUCAAUCUUGGACUCACAGAUCAGAGGGAAUACUAAUACUAAUAACAGUCACAAUCUUCCCAUUGCAAGUUUAGCACCAUUGCCAGCUGACCCUGGUUUUGUAGAGAGAGCUGCAAGGUUUUCUUGUUUUGGUUCAAGCAGGAACCUUUCUGGCCUAAGUGGGCAAUUUGGAUCAAAUGAAUCCAGUUUCCUGUCUAGAAUUCCUGCCACUGGAUCUCAAGUGAAUGCAAGUAAUGUUCAACAAGCCGUGGCAGAUGGGAAACCAAAUUCUGAUAGGAAAUUGAAUGUGAUAUCAAGGUCUUCGACGCCAGAGAAUGCAGAAUUUGGAGACUCCAGAGAGGAAUCUUCUCUGUCUGAGCAGAUCCCAGGUGGGGAAUUGAGCAUCAAAGUCCAGAAUAAUAAUGAUUUCAGUGUAAGGAAAAGGAAGGCAAUUCCUAGAGGAAAAGCUAAAGAAACUCCCUCUUCAUCUCCUUCCGCUUCUGACGUUAAGGUUGCAGCAGAGAAGGAUGAAUCAACUGCAAAAAGAAGCAAAUCAGAUGAAGCUAAUGGCCAUGACAAGGCUAAAGCAGAACAAAAUGGGAACCAGAAACAAAAUAAAGAUAAUACAAAGCUACCUGAGCCACCAAAGGAUUAUAUCCAUGUCAGAGCUAGGAGGGGUCAGGCUACUGAUAGCCACAGUCUAGCUGAAAGAGUACGGAGAGAGAAAAUUAGUGAAAGGAUGAAAUUCCUUCAAGAUCUUGUUCCCGGUUGUAACAAGGUAACUGGGAAAGCAGUUAUGCUUGAUGAGAUCAUAAACUAUGUGCAGUCAUUGCAGCGCCAAGUUGAGUUUCUUUCAAUGAAGUUAGCAACCGUGAAUCCAAGAAUGGAUGUUAACAUGGAAGCUCUUUCCAAGGAUGUUUUUCAAUCUUUUGGUUCUCUGCCGCAUAGUCUAUAUCCAUUAGAUUCCUCGGCAGCUUUAGCAUUACCUUAUAGUUACCAGUCUCAGCAAGGGGUACCCUUGCCCAAUGACAUGUCUAGCAAUGCAGAAACUCAAUUCUCAAUGAAUGCUCUGUUGCGGCGAAACCACAGCAUGCAGCUGCCCCCACUUGAUGGAUUCGGUGAUGCAGCAGCCCGUCAGGUUUCUGCAUUCUGGGAGGAGGAACUUCAAAGUGUAGUGCAGAUGGGAUUUGUGCAGAAUCAGCAGCAGGGUUUUCCUCUUCCUGCAGGCUCACUGCCUGGAGCUCAGAUGAAAGUGGAGCUAUGAUUAAUUAUUAUUAAUCAACAAUUCAUAAAUACCAUUGAAGCCCCAAGUAAAAGAAGGAGGCAUCUGUAUAUAAAUCCAGGAUCGAAGUUCUGGUUUGGAUCACUCUUUUUAGCUUUGAGGAAAAUCAUUUGAUUAUUAGCUCUCUGUAAUUUAUGCAACUAAUUCUUUUGGAGAAAUUCUUAUAUAAAAGAACCACAUUUUGUAAAAUGUACAACUAAUUGCAAGCAGCGUUGCAACAACUCUAUAUAGACAUCACAUUUCAUCUUUGUAACAUGUCAAAGGAGAAAACUGUUGGAGGGUUGAGAGAUUUUCUUUUUUUCAUUUUAACUACUUUUAUUUCAAUUAUUUUAUUAUUAUUGCUGUAUUUAUGUUGAGAUUGGAAAAUAACAUAAUCAAAAUUUAAUAUUUUAUUCUA